Molecule: messenger RNA, 3431 nt
Organism: Anguilla rostrata (American eel)
Lineage: Eukaryota; Metazoa; Chordata; Actinopteri; Anguilliformes; Anguillidae
Product: cyclin-T2-like
Exons: 10
Coding region: 60-1955 (631 amino acids)
Biological process (GO): positive regulation of DNA-templated transcription, elongation; regulation of transcription by RNA polymerase II
Cellular component (GO): cyclin/CDK positive transcription elongation factor complex; nucleus
Molecular function (GO): cyclin-dependent protein serine/threonine kinase activator activity
Source: RefSeq, a predicted model, not a curated record
UGUCUUUGGCGUGCUUGCGUGUGUCCGUUCUCGGCGCCCUGUGCUAGUGCUGGAGCGCAAUGGCGGCGUGCCGGGGAUCCUCUUCAAAAUGGUUUUUCACCCGGGAUCAGCUUGAAACCACGCCGUCCCGCCGCUGUGGAGUCGAGCCGGACAGGGAGCUGUCAUAUAGACAGCAGGCGGCUAACCUCAUUCAAGAUAUGGGCCAGAGACUCAACGUCUCCCAACUUACAAUUAACACUGCAAUUGUUUACAUGCAUAGAUUUUAUAUGUAUCAUUCUUUCACCAAAUUCCACAGAAAUAUCAUUUCUCCGACCACCUUGUUCUUGGCUGCGAAGGUCGAGGAGCAGCCUCGGAAACUUGAACACGUAAUUAAAGUGGCACACGCCUGCCUAAACCCUCAAGAAACCCCGCUAGAUACAAAGAGUAAUGCAUACCUCCAGCAAGCCCAAGAGCUGGUGAUACUUGAAACCAUAGUGCUGCAGACAUUAGGGUUUGAAAUAACAAUUGAGCAUCCGCAUACUGAUGUUGUGAAAUGUUCCCAGCUAGUGCGAGCGAGCAAGGAUUUGGCACAGACUUCCUAUUUCAUGGCUACCAACAGCCUGCACCUGACCACCUUCUGCCUGCAGCACAAGCCCACGGUCAUCGCCUGCGUGUGCAUUCACCUGGCCUGCAAGUGGUCCAACUGGGAGAUCCCCGUCUCCACGGACGCAAAGCACUGGUGGGAGUACGUGGACCCGUCCGUCACGCUCACGCUGCUGGACGAACUGACCCAUGAGUUCCUGCAGAUUCUGGAGAAGACGCCCAGCAGGUUGAAAAGAAUACGGAACUGGAGGGCCACGCAGGCGGCCAAGAAGCCCAAAGGGGACGGGCAGGGGCCGGACAGCCUGUACCCCGGCCCCUCCCUCAUGGAGGGCUAUUCCACGGUGGACGGCCUUCCCGGCGUCUUGGCCGGCGCGGAGUUCCCCAAGGGGGACUCCUCGUCCUUCCCCGUGGCCCUGUCGCUGGACAGCCUGGGCACCAUGCAGGGCAUCCCUUACACCUUCACGGCCCCCAGCGACUGGCCCCUGGAGGCCCCCGGCGCCCACGCCCUCCCCCACCCCCACCGCGCGGACAAGUGCGCCGACCUCCCCCCCGCCAAGCAGGACCACCACAAGCACCCCCCGCCCGUCCCGCACCCCGCCCAGAAACUGUCGCUGGACAAGUACCGGGAGAAGCAGGCGAGCGAGCUGGCGGCGCAGAGACGCCGGCAGGACCCGGGCCUGGAGGCGGAGCCCAGGGACCCGUACCCGCCCCCGGCCCUCGCUGACCCCGCCCCCCACCACCACAGGAAGCCCCACGCCCACCCCCACCUUCAGCAGGCGCCCGGGUGCAGCUCCACCCCCACCGCCUCGCCCCACAAGGUGAAGGUGCCCCUGCAGGGGGGCGAGCGGUGGGACAGGGCCAGCGCCCUCAAGCUGCGCAUCCCCGUCCAAUCAGGCGACGGGGGCGGGGCCGGCAGGGAGGAGCUGAAGAUGAAGGUGAAGGUGUCCGCGUCCGAGCGCCACAGCUCCUCGGACGAGGGCGGGGCCAAGAGCAGACAUUCCAGCCCCCUGGUGGCGGGCAAGGAGAGGCACAGGGAGCACUCUGCCCACCGGCACCAAAAACACGGCCACGCCCACCCGCACCAGCACAGCGGGAACGGGAGGGGGGGCCCCGAGGGGCCCCUGGCCCCCGCGGCCGUGGCCCUCAGGAGCCCGGUAGGUUGUAUCGGCGAGGGUGCGGGGCCGGGCGGCGGCGGCGGCGGCUCCUCUUCCUCCUCCUCCUCCUCCUCCUCCCGGAAGAGGACGCACCCCGACGCCAGUCACAACCACCACCACCAUCACCACCACCACUCCAAAUCGAGCAGAAGCGCCCGAAGCGCAGCAGGUGGGGGGCGGACCUCUCGGCAGGAGGCCGGUGGAGAGCCACGCCCCUGAGAGGACCAGCGGCGAGCAGGCGGACUACAGAGACGCGUUUGACGCGCUCGAUUCGCUCCUGAGCGCCCACGGGAAUGCGCUCGCAGGCCCGGCAACAACGGGUGCCUAGCAACACAAAAAACAGACGGGGGGGCGGGGGGGGAGAGAUAACCGUAGGUCAUAAAAAAAAAAGCGAAACCACCGAACCAACAAAAAAACAAAAUGGCCGCUCGUUUUUUCCCCGUCGAUCCAUAAUUGCUGCUUCGUUCUUCCUCUCUGGGGUAGGGGAGGGGGAAAAGUGUACAUGUGUUAAACUCCACACAAAGAGUAGUAUUAUAAAUACUGUAAAGGCAUGAAAGGUGCAAUUUAGUUUCUUCUUUUUUUUUGGUUUUUGUUUUGUUUCUUCUUUUAAAAUGGAAAAAACAAUAAUUUAAACAGUGUUUUGUGAAGUCUGUGAACUUCCCGCAGGACAGCGGCCGCUUCCAGUCCGCUGCAGUGCCGCGCGCUGUCGAGCGCACGGGUCUAACUGCAGCCGCGAAAAUGCAUUUUUAGUUGCGUAGUUUGAGUUUUUUUUUUUGUUCACUUUUUUUUUAAGUAUAUAUAACUUUAUACUGUGUGUAUUAUUUGCAUGUUUCAAUCACAAAGGGAGAAAACAGGAGACUGACAACUGUUUACAGAAAAGUGGAGAAAAAUGUACAUACAUUUUUGUAUGUUUCAAAAAAGCUAUACUAUAAAUACUCAGGUUUGGAGCUGCUUGUAAGUAUAACAGAAUUUUAUAUAUAUAUAUCUCUAUAUAUAAAAAAGACUAUUGUCACAUGAUGUGAGAUUCCGUUAGUGAUUGGUCGGCAGCAUUCCAGCAGUGUGCUUUGAGCCUGCAGUCGCUAUGGCUGCCAGGACGGCUUGCAGGGCCCGUUUGUUUUUCGGGCAAUCCAGACUCUACCAAACGAUCACUUGGCUUGGCUCGAGGUCGUGCAAUUUGUACCUCCCGAGACCUUGAGCCGAAUGCCAAAGGCUGUGCCUCAAUUUCAGAUUUGGACAGUUGUAGGACUAUGAAGUUUACAUAAUCUUUGUGAAGUGCAUUAAAAAAAAAAAAAAAAAAAAUCUUUCUUGGCUUGAUGCAGUAGCCUAGAUUCAAGAGCUGUAAAUCAAUAAUGAUAACAUAGCAUUGUCUUUGAGCAAAUGGCUAAAAAUGUGUGUUUUCAAAGUAAAUGGGGGGGGGGGGGGGAGAACCAUUUUGCGCCAUACAUUGUAGGCCAGUUUCCUACAUGAUGCAAUGUUUUAAUUCCUAAUGCAGAUUAUUGUUAUAGACGGAUUAGUCCUCAGUUUCUGUGUGCAGAGUUUGAAAUUAAGCCAAGAAUGUACGUUCCUAAUAACGGUAGUGAUUUUACUCCUCGAUGCAAGUUUACUAUAGUUCAAAAAAACGAAAAUGUGCAAAUCUUGACAUCCACACCUUUAAAAUUCUAUGAAUAAAUCUUAAGGUUUUAACUUACCUUAAAA